Molecule: messenger RNA, 246 nt
Organism: Paramecium pentaurelia
Lineage: Eukaryota; Ciliophora; Oligohymenophorea; Peniculida; Parameciidae
Source: the annotation of a GenBank genome assembly
AUGGUUAAUAAUAUUUACAAUACCUUUUCCUUCUAUCUGUAGACCCAAAGAUACAAUAAUCUAAACAUCUUCCACUAAAUAACGAUUUUCCUUUUGGACAUCGACAAAUUCCAUUUUAUAGACUUACAUUUGAAAAACAUGUUGUACACUAAUUAUAGGCAUCUCCUGUACAUGUUUAGCAAGUAGGAUGACAGGAAAUAUAUGAAAAAUGGAUAUUUUUAAUUAAUGCUUUUGUCUACUAAUUGA